AUGAGUGGCUCUUUUGUUAGCGUGCCGCCGCGAUUAUUCCGUCUUCUUGGUGGUGAAAGCAUUAUUAUUCGGCGCUUAGCGGAUCGUAGUAUAUCUGGCGUUGAGUGGGGUGAGGUCCGCAAGCAACUUCUGGCUAGUAACGCCCAACUCGUACCCGGAGUUUUUGAUGUGGCCAAUGAUCCGUCGACCUCUGAGAUAUUUCUUGCUAUAAAAGACAUGAACUCCGCAGAAUCCCGUAUUAUAGGCUUUGCUGUUGCCAACACUAGUUUUAUUCCAGAGAGACGAGUUGUUAUUGUUUCUUGGAUUUAUGUCCAGAGUCGCUUUAGGGGGUUGUACGUAGGCCGUUCCUUGCUACAGUAUGUGGAAUCGUUCUGCCGAGAAAAUGACGUGAAGGAAAUGGAGGCGAUGCGUGCAGAUGACUGUACAGGACUGUUUAAGCAGUACGGUUUUUGCUCCGUGUGCAACUCUGCCGUGUUCAAGGGCAAGGCAAUGCAAAAGAAUGUCCCGCGGCACUGUGUGGCACCCGUACCUCCAUGCGUGGCCUCUGGCGCCGUGAGACUCCGCUACGCCAAGCCGGAAGACAAGAAACAGUGGACGUUUUGCAUGUUGGAGGCGUGUGGGUACAACUUUGGUGGGUGUGACAUGGUGCAGCGCGUUCUUGGGGGUGACCUCCGCAUCAGUGCGUUGGAUGGGAAAGACAGUCGCAUUGUGGCAGUCCUGUCAAUGGAGAGUAGCGGGUGGAUCUCAUUUGUCUCAUGUGUGAAGGAGUAUCGCGGGAAGGGACUAGGGUCGUUUCUGCUGUCCUUGGCCAUGGAAUGGCUGCGGCGACGGGGCGGCAACUCCGUCUCGCUGACGCCCCUCAACAAGGGCGUCAUUGCCUUUUACAGGCGCUGGUCCUUCCGCGUAGAGUCAGCCGUUGGUGAGAAGAGACGACGAAGUUCUGACAGCCACACGAUUCUCACACGAAUGUUGUCUCCGAAGGAGUCAUGUCUGCCGGAUGGGUAUUCGCUCGAGGACUUCCUUUCACCUGAAACCCCACCGCAUAAAGAGAGUGAUAAGCACGAGAGUGGCGACUCCAAUGAUGCCACAGCGGCUGUUAACCAACAGAUUGCUGUGUAA
Trypanosoma grayi is the source of this 1119-nucleotide messenger RNA. RefSeq names its product putative N-acetyltransferase. Gene Ontology annotation, molecular function: acyltransferase activity, transferring groups other than amino-acyl groups. NCBI's taxonomy places the organism in Eukaryota, Euglenozoa, Kinetoplastea, Trypanosomatida, Trypanosomatidae. Bases 1 to 1119 code for a protein of 372 amino acids. The transcript has a single exon. The record is from RefSeq and is a predicted model, not a curated record.